Messenger RNA from Gymnodraco acuticeps, 1002 nucleotides. Its product is annotated as 2-oxoglutarate receptor 1-like. The transcript has a single exon. Gene Ontology annotation, molecular function: G protein-coupled receptor activity. Gene Ontology annotation, cellular component: plasma membrane. The coding region runs from base 1 to 1002 and encodes 333 amino acids. The record is from RefSeq and is a predicted model, not a curated record. Lineage: Eukaryota; Metazoa; Chordata; Actinopteri; Perciformes; Bathydraconidae. Gene Ontology annotation, biological process: G protein-coupled receptor signaling pathway.
AUGGCAGCCAGCAUCCUCGACUACGAAGAACAUCUCAACUGCACUAUUGUCGACCAACUGAUGAAGCGCUACUACCUGCCUGUCUGCUACAGCGUCAUCUUUGUGGUGGGCCUAGUGGGAAACAUCACUGCCAUUGGCAUCUACCUGACGAAGCUGCGCCCCUGGAAGAGCAGCAGCAUCAUCAUGGUCAACCUGGCGCUGACGGACCUCCUCUACGUGCUCAGUCUGCCCUUCCUGGUCUACUACUACAGCAACGGGGAAUCAUGGACCCUCGGUGACUUCAUGUGCCGCUUUGUGCGCUUUGGUUUUCAUUUCAACCUGUACGGGAGCAUCCUCUUCCUGACGUGUCUCGCAGUGUUCCGUUACGUGGUGGUGAUUCAGCCUCUGAGGGCCGCUCAGGUGCAGCAGAAGGUUUGGGGAAUAGUUGCGUGCACAGCCGUCUGGAUCAUCACUGCUGCCGAAGUCACACCAAUGUUGACGAUGAUAUCCUUGGAUAAACGCAACAACAAGACCUACUGCUUGGACUUUGCUAGCGCCAUACCUGUCCACCUGCGCUGGUACGGCAGGCUGCUCACUGCAAUCGGAUUUCUACUUCCCCUUGUGGUAGUAUCCAUGUGUUACGUCGGUAUCGUGAAGCAGUUAGCGAAUGGGCUCUCCACGUCCAGUCCGUUCAGGAAGCGUGCGCGGCACGUGACCGUGUUGAUCCUGGUGGUGUUUGUGGUGUGUUUCCUGCCUUAUCACAUCCUGCGUAUUUUGCGGAUAGAUACUAGAACGACGUCAUGCACGGUGGAGCGCAUCGUGCAUGCAGUGUAUAUUAUCUCUAGGCCUCUGGCUGGUGUCAACACGUUUUCUAACCUGGCUCUGUACACUCUGUCAGGGGAUAAGUUUAGGAGGGCCUUCAUCAGCCCUUUUUACCCUGAAAACUGGCUGACAAAGGUUAGGUCAGUGCUCCACCUGGCCAUCAUCAGCCAGGCAGGCCCUGACAUGCCGGCUGACCACUGA